Parastagonospora nodorum SN15 is the source of this 111-nucleotide messenger RNA. RefSeq lists its product as hypothetical. Lineage: Eukaryota; Fungi; Ascomycota; Dothideomycetes; Pleosporales; Phaeosphaeriaceae. The record is from RefSeq and is a predicted model, not a curated record. The transcript has 2 exons. Bases 1 to 111 code for a protein of 36 amino acids.
AUGGGCGCGCUCUUCACUGGCUCUGGCACCAUGUCCGAAGCGCGUGCAUCCGACCUUGCCUCAACCGGCAAUCUCGAGCGGGCAAGCGGGCGCGGCAAAGACGGCGGUUGA